Medioppia subpectinata is the source of this 231-nucleotide messenger RNA. NCBI's taxonomy places the organism in Eukaryota, Metazoa, Arthropoda, Arachnida, Sarcoptiformes, Oppiidae. The record is from the annotation of a GenBank genome assembly.
AUGUGGUUCACGCAGUCAUCCAAUCUAAACAAGCAUUACUUAACGCAUACAAACGAGAGGCCGUUUCGGUGCAAUUGGCCCGACUGUGAGAAGCGAUUCAAACAGUCAUCUAAUCUAAACAAACACAAACUCGUCCACACCGGUGAAAAGCCAUACAUCUGUGACUUUCCUCAAUGUCUGAAGAAGUUCUCGCAAUCGAGUAAUUUGAAGAAACAUAAAUUAGUUCAUUCC